This is a messenger RNA of Kluyveromyces marxianus DMKU3-1042, 693 nucleotides long. RefSeq names its product phosphoglycerate mutase. Gene Ontology annotation, cellular component: cytosol. The record is from RefSeq and is a predicted model, not a curated record. Gene Ontology annotation, molecular function: fructose-2,6-bisphosphate 2-phosphatase activity. The coding region runs from base 1 to 693 and encodes 230 amino acids. Gene Ontology annotation, biological process: regulation of pentose-phosphate shunt; negative regulation of programmed cell death; fructose 1,6-bisphosphate metabolic process. The transcript has a single exon. NCBI's taxonomy places the organism in Eukaryota, Fungi, Ascomycota, Saccharomycetes, Saccharomycetales, Saccharomycetaceae.
AUGACAGCAGACAUACCCUUUUAUUGUACAAAUAACGAUGAUAACGUGUUGCGUUUGUUCGUUAUUAGACAUGGACAAACUGACUCAAAUUUGAAUAAAAUUCUUCAAGGGCACAAGGACACUGAACUGAAUGCCACGGGUCGUGAACAGGCAUCCAAAUUGGGAGAAUACUUAUCGAAGGAAAGAGAUAUCCAUUUCGACAAGAUUUAUUCCAGUGACCUUCAGCGUUGCCAGCAAACCGUCGAUUCAAUGCUCCAGCAUUUCGAGGACCGGGACCGAAUUGAAAUUGUUACCACCGACAAAUUAAGAGAAAGAUGCAUGGGUGUGAUAGAAGGAAUGUAUUUGCGAGAUGCUGAGGCCUAUGCUGAAAAAAUGGGGAAACCUUCUUUCCGUGAUUUCGGUGAAGAUGCGCAUGUGUUUCAAGAACGUUUGUCUGGCGUGAUUAACGACAUUGUGACUAAAAAUGCUGCCAAUAAGAAUCUAGCAGUUGUAAGUCAUGGUGGUGCAAUCAGACAAAUACUACGGUUGCUAAACUACGACGAGCAAAAUGCUAGUAAAAUUAUCGUUUUUAACACCUCUGUUACCAUCAUUGAUUACAACAAAGCCGACCAUCAGUUCGCUGUUAGACGUGUCGGAAACACCCAACACCUAGGCUCCGGAGAAUUCAUCGUCAGCGAUCUCAAUCUAAGAUAG